Messenger RNA from Panicum hallii, 892 nucleotides. Its product is annotated as 60S ribosomal protein L11. Gene Ontology annotation, cellular component: cytosolic large ribosomal subunit; ribosome. The transcript has 5 exons. Gene Ontology annotation, molecular function: RNA binding; structural constituent of ribosome. Gene Ontology annotation, biological process: translation. The record is from RefSeq and is a predicted model, not a curated record. Bases 131 to 679 code for a protein of 182 amino acids. Lineage: Eukaryota; Viridiplantae; Streptophyta; Magnoliopsida; Poales; Poaceae.
CCCAAGCGUCUCGCUAGGGUUUCCCUCUUUUAAUCCCCUGCCGCCGCCACCCGCCACUCUCGGCACCCGACCCUCCCAUCUCCUCGCUCCGCCGCCGCCGCCACCGAAGGGUCCAAUCGCCGCGUCGCCCAUGGCGUCGGAGAAGAAGCAGGCGAACCCUAUGCGGGAGAUCAAGGUGCAGAAGCUGGUGCUCAACAUCUCCGUCGGAGAGAGCGGGGAUCGUCUCACCCGUGCCGCCAAGGUCUUGGAGCAACUGAGUGGCCAGUCACCAGUGUUCUCUAAGGCUCGGUACACUGUCCGUUCCUUUGGUAUCAGGCGUAAUGAGAAGAUUGCCUGCUAUGUUACUGUAAGGGGUGAGAAGGCAAUGCAGCUUCUGGAGAGUGGACUGAAGGUCAAGGAGUAUGAAUUGCUGAGGAGGAACUUCAGUGAGACAGGGUGCUUUGGUUUUGGUAUCCAGGAGCACAUUGAUCUUGGCAUCAAGUAUGAUCCUUCCACUGGUAUUUAUGGAAUGGACUUCUACGUCGUCCUUGAGCGCGCUGGGUACCGCGUUGCCCGCCGCCGCAGGUGCAAGUCCCGUGUUGGGAUCCAGCACAGGGUGACCAAGGAGGACGCCAUGAAGUGGUUCCAGGUGAAGUACGAAGGUGUCAUCCUCAACAAGGCCCAGGCUAACACUUCUUAGAAUCCGCGGUGUGUAGUCCCAUCCAUUAGACAUGUUACCGUGGCAGACGAUUUCACCUCUGUGGAAGUUUUCGGUCUACUUUGUGCAAUAUUAUUUACCAAGACUAGGUACUCGAAUCAGUUUUGGAGUGAGGACCUUAUGGUCACUCUGUUUUGUUUGGUUUGCGCAUUGUGGUGCUUGAGAUGAUCAUCGAUAUGUUAGUGCUCAGCCGUA